UAGGAAAAUGAGGGAUUUCUUAGAAGGGGGGAUGUUCAUCAUACGUUUCAUUCUCAGUAUCCGAAACUAAUUGAAAUUACGCCUCUCUCUGUCUCUCUUUUAUCGCUCGAUCACAAAACCCUAAUAUUCUUAUCUCAACAACACUCAAACCCCAUCUUCCGGUAAAUAUAUUAUUGUGGAGCUUGUUUUAUUCUCUUCCGAGGACGCAUUGUUUGGAUUGCGAAUAUAAUACUGGGCGGUUAUUAAACGGUUACGUUUUUGGUAGAGUUGGGUAACAAUCAAUCAUUCAUUAGCAGCUUAGGGUUGUUUCUAUUCGAUUUAUGUCUCUCUCUACAAAUUUCCCUAUAUUUUGCUGAGAAAAUAUUUCGUUGUUCAAACCCUAAGUCCUGAAACUUACAUACAACUUGUUUAUAAACUUAUAAGUCUGCGUAUAAUAGCCUACACUCAUAAACUUUCUUUUUUUUAGGGUUUUUCUUUUUUCUUCAUUGUUCUAGGUUUUUUUUUUUUUUUCUAAUUUUGCCGGUUUGUGGAUGUGAAUCAACUUUAAGGAAUAUUUGGUAUUCUUUCAUUGUUGGCAUUCAUUGAUUGUUGUUUUCAUCUAAGGUAUUGGUGUUUUCUAAGAGAUGAGGGUCUAUUGAGUGUGGUGGUGGUGGUGGUGCUGUCUGCAAAUCCAUCUUUAAUUGAAGAUGGAGGCGUAGAGACUAGAGAGUAUUUUGGUUAAAUUUCGUUAACUCAUGCCACUAUAUGUUGCCACCGUCUUUGUUUUGCGUACACUGGUUACAGGCUUGUGUCAGAAUUUGCUUCUGUUAGUUUUUUUAAUUGAAUAAAAUCCCAUUGACUAAUAUUGUACCUGCUAGUGGAUUUAGAGCAUUUUCUGGUUAACUGGUGACUGACUUGAUUGGUUGCUUGGUCAAUUGUUGGUGGUUGUGAAGCAUAAGUCUGUGUUUUAGGAGGAAAGAAGGAUAGAAUUAGGGUUAGAAGGUAGUAACUUUGUAGGGAAUGAUAAUUAUUCUGUUGGGAAGGGGUGGUGAAGAAGGUGAGAGAAGUGUAUCUCUUGUUUUAUCUGAUGAUGUUCAGUGCUUCUAAUGGAAAGAAGUGAACCUACACUAGUUCCAGAAUGGUUGAGAAGUACUGGAAGUGUUACUGGUGGUGGCAGUUCAGUCCACCACUCUGUGCCAUCAUCUCCUCACUCAGAUGGAACUUCAUCUGUAUAUCACACAAGAAGUAGAAAUACUAAGAGCAUAAGUGAUCUUGAUAGCCCUCGUUCUGCCUUUUUGGACCGGACUUCUUCGUCAAAUUCACGGAGGAGUUCUAGUAAUGGUUCUCCUAAGCAUGCAUAUAGUAGUUUUAAUAGAAGUUACCGUGAUAAGGAUCGUGAGAGAGAUAAAGAAAGGCUGAGCUAUGGGGAUCUGUGGGACCGUGAUUCUUCUGAUCCUUUAGGCAACAUCUUAAGCAAUCGGAUUGAAAAGGACACCUUGCGGCGCUCUAAUUCAAUGGUUUCCAGGAAACAUAGUGAGAUUUUUCCCAAAAGGAUUGUGCUGGACUCAAAAUGCAGCAGUAAUAGUAGUCAUAGCAAUGGAAAUGGUGUGCUGUCUGCGGGUAGUACUGGCACUAGCAUCAAGAAGUCUGUAUUUGAGAAAGAUUUUCCCUCACUCGGAACUGAAGAGCGAGGAGGUCCUGAUAUAGGAAGGGUCUCAUCUCCUGGUUUGAGCUCAGCUGUUCAGAGCUUGCCUGUUGGUAGUACAACUUUAAUUGGUGGAGAGGGGUGGACCUCUGCUCUGGCUGAGGUGCCCUCCAUAAUUGGAAGCAGCAGUUCAGGAUCUUUCUCCACUCAAACUGGUUUAGCCUCUUCCUUGUCUGGGCAGCCCAGCGCUAUGGCUGGUCUUAACAUGGCUGAAGCAUUGGCACAACCUCCAGUACGGGGGCGUACUGCACCUCAGUUAUCUGUCAAGACACAAAGAUUUGAGGAACUGGAAAUUAAGAAGUCUAGGCAACUAAUACCUGUGACACCUUCAAUGCCCAAGGGUUCGGUUCACAGUUUCUCUGACAAAUCAAAACCAAAAACUGCUGUUAGAGCUGUUGAGAUGAACAUGGUUACAAAGAAUGGGCAGCUGGCAGCUUCUUCAUUGCUCCAGGCUAGUCAGUCUCUCCAUGGUGGAAAUGUGAAGUCUGAUGUGUCCAAGUCCUCUCAUGGGAAGCUCUAUGUUCUCAAACCUGCAUGGGAAAAUGGUGUUUCCAAUCCUCCCAAGGAUGUUGCUAGUCCCACAAAUAAUGCCAACAGUCGAGCUUCCAGUAACCAGCUUACUGUUGCUCCUUUAGUGGCGUCAGCUCCUUCAAAGGCGCCAAACAAUCUCAAGCUUUCCUCUGGGGAGCGCAAGGCCUCUACCUCGAAUCCAAUAUUGGUAUUUCCUGUGGAAAGGAGACCCUCCUUGUCACAAACUCAGAGCAGACAUGAUUUCUUUAAUCUCUUAAAGAAGAAAACCUCAGUGAACAGUUAUACUCUCCCUGGGGAUUCAGGCUCUGAUAUCUCAUCUAUCACUGUGGAGAAAUCUGGAGAAGUACUGAAGGAAGUAGUCGGUGUUCCUGUCAGUCAUGCAACUGACAAUGGUGUUGAGGUGAGUGUCAAUGGUGAUACCUGUGAAGAGGUUCAGAUAUUUUCAAACAUGGGAGAGAAGAGUGUGGGCCACUAUCCAACAGUGGAUCCAGAUGAGGAAGCUGCCUUCCUUCGUUCCCUUGGUUGGGAGGAAAACUCUGGGGAGGAUGAAGGCCUUACCGAGGAGGAGAUUAAUGCCUUCCUUCAGGAGUACAAGAAAAGAGGCAGGCAGUUGAAGCUGCCCGAAUUUCAUGCAUUCGGUGAUGGUGGUGCUUCUUCUGAAUUGAGCUCAUCUGACUCUGUAUCUGAGUCCUGAUUAACUAGUUUCCCCACAUAAUAUAUUCAAGAAGGUCCAUUUUUUGAUGGCAGAUGGGUAGUUUCUUCUUUUUCCUAUUUUUAUUUCUCUUUUGUUUGAAGAAAAGCCUAGGAGUUGGGUAGAAAGAAAGGGUGGGUCAUGGGUGGAACUGCAUUUUGCAAUAGUGCAAUAAGUUUCAGGUGGCGCAAUCCUGCCUACCUAAACUGGGGAAUUUUUUAGGCUUCAGGGAUGUGUUUGGAGAGGGUGGACAGGUGCUGUUUUGUCUUCAGUGGAAGAUGCUUGGAGAGUUGCAUCUUGUGGUGUUUUUGGUCAAUUAACGGAAAAAGGGAAAUCAAAGAAGUUUCAUUUUUAGUUUAGUUGGCACUAAUUGCACAUGAA
Mangifera indica (mango) is the source of this 3287-nucleotide messenger RNA. Its product is annotated as mediator of RNA polymerase II transcription subunit 1-like. The record is from RefSeq and is a predicted model, not a curated record. Lineage: Eukaryota; Viridiplantae; Streptophyta; Magnoliopsida; Sapindales; Anacardiaceae. The coding region runs from base 1086 to 2909 and encodes 607 amino acids. The transcript is spliced from 5 exons.